CACUGGGCAAUUUGCAAUUCCAGCAAUCGCAACAAUUUGAGGGUGAGCCUACAAGUGGAGCUGCACGAUCCGGUCGAUAUCGCAAGCCUUCCCAGAAGCACAAGAAUAAGGAUCCCACUCCUCCUAAGCAUAAGAAUCCAGCUGGUCGUCUUUCUCACUGGGAUUACACUCACAGCGCAGAGUACGAUAACACCCACAACUCGGACGACUCUAACACCAACUCGAACGAUCACUCGAACAACAACUCAGACGAUAACUCCGCUAACGUGAACGCAACCACCAGCACAACUGAUACCACCAAUACCAACACUGGCGGUAGCACAGCUCAGACUGCUGACGGUGACGAAGACGAAGACGACGAAGCUGCUAAAGGCGGCAACGGCGACAACUACUUUAACCAUCUAGCAUUCUCUAAGUCCGCCGUCGAUUGUCCUAAACACCUAAUUGUCUUUCACGCACAAAAUUUCAAGAUGGCCGCACAAGAAGAAGAGCAGCCGCAACAGCGAGUCUUUGUUGACGGUUCAUUCGCUGAGCUCGCCCAAGAGAUGGCUGAUCACCUACACAUCGGAGAUGAUGUGAAGCCGCUUCUAGAGAAAGACCAGAAGGAUGAGGCUCUUAAGAAGAUCGUCCUUGCAUCACCGGCACUCAACUCAGCACCUGAGAAAGAGUUCGGUCCUAGCUACAACCUACUUAUCUAUUUGGUCCUACAGUCCGACAACGCUGGCAUGUUUCUCCCUCGAGUUUGCGAAAAUCUCAUGAAGCCUAUCACUUCUUCUCCUGUCCACGGCUCCGGCUUAGCCCUCACUGCUCUUACCACCAUCUUCAACCUAUUAAACAAGGACACCGAACGAGACAACGAGUUGCGAUUCAACGUUCUCAUGGCUAUUCUGCGAUUCGUCAAGCUGAACAGCACCUACAACAGCCUUAAGGACACUCUACCUCAUAUCAAGGAUUGGCUUAACAAGUGGGAGACGGAUGAGGAAGACCAGCGAAAGCUCUUCCUAGAAAUUGCUGAAGUAGCCCACGAUGCAGGUGAUGAUGAGGUUUCAUACCAACACGUAAUCAGUGCUCUACGUACUUUUGAUGAGGAUGAAGUCAAGUCACAGGAAGCUCAGCAACUUGCACUCCGCGCCCUGAAGACUUCGAUUCUGUCACCUACCCACUUCGACUUCCAAGAUCUUCUUGCCAUACCUGCCAUCCAAGCUCUUAACGACUCAAACCCUGUUUACUUCGAACUCCUUACUAUCUUUGCCGAGAAAGACCUUGAAGACUACAACGACUUCAACGAAGAGCACCCCGGUUUCAUCGAGAAGGAACACCUGGAUAGCAAGACUCUCCACCGUAAGAUUCAGCUACUUACCUUCGCGAGCUUAGCAGCUAGCACCCCAAGCCGCGAAAUUCCUUAUGAUAGCAUUGCCAAGGCACUCCAAGUCUCCCCCGAAGAAGUGGAGAUGUGGGCGAUCGACGUAAUCCGCGCUGGCUUAGUUGAGGGCAAGCUAUCGCAACUUAAGAAGGUAUUCCUUGUUCACCAGACAGUCUACCGCGUUUUUGGCGAAAAGCAGUGGCGCGAAGUAGGCGACCGUCUUGACAGCUGGAGAACGUUGCUUACCAACGUGAUCGCAAACCUACGUCGAGAACAAGCAUCCGCCGAAUCGAAUAAGAAGCGUGAGGUGGAGGAGCUUGAACGACGUCUUGCAAAUGCGGGUGUUGGCGGCAGUUCCUCAAACACAGACCGACGUAGAGGCGGGGGUGGUGAUCGCGGUGGUGACCGAGGCGACCGUAAUGAACGUGCGCCCCGACGAGAACGAACGGAUGACGAUGAUUAGAUGAUUUCCUUUACUGUUAUCCCUGAAGUUUUCCGUCUUUCGAUCGGUUGCAUCGGGGAAAAGGUUUACGGCGUAAUGUGGCAUUUAGGGGCGAGUUCUGAUUGCGCAUGGUUCGCAGGCUUCGUUUGCGAUGGCUGGCGAAACAAUUUUGUUGCGCUGCCUUCUUCGCUUGACGAGAUACGCUGCGAUGCAUUGCGAUUGAACUCGUAUGGCCGAGCUCACGGCCAGGAAACGUUGUAAUUGCCCCUCCAUUGGUGGUGGCCGGUGAUUUAUCAGGAGUUGGCUCCCGCAUACUCUGAAGGCUUGUAUUUAGAGGAUACAGAAAAGUUCUCUAGGCAGAUCAUUACGCGCAGAUUUCCUCACGAUUAAAAAAGAGGUAUUACCAUCA
Messenger RNA from Hypoxylon trugodes, 2214 nucleotides. Its product is annotated as PCI-domain-containing protein. The record is from RefSeq and is a predicted model, not a curated record. Lineage: Eukaryota; Fungi; Ascomycota; Sordariomycetes; Xylariales; Hypoxylaceae. Gene Ontology annotation, cellular component: eukaryotic translation initiation factor 3 complex; cytoplasm. Gene Ontology annotation, molecular function: translation initiation factor activity. The transcript is spliced from 2 exons. The annotation marks the transcript as partial. Gene Ontology annotation, biological process: cytoplasmic translational initiation.